CGCACACACACUAAACUGCAGGGUCGAGCAGAGAAGAACAAACAGAUUUAAACAAACUUUAGUGAGUUUGAUCGGAUUAAACUCUUCAGGCGGCACCGAUGGGCGGAGCCUCGUCUCAGCACGGCGGCUCUUCUGCGAGGUCCCGGCGGCGGGGCGUGGAAAGGGAGGACCCCACGGACGGCGCGGACGACGACGACUCUCUAGACGGUAGGGACCGACAGGAGGACAUCGCCAAGUUCCCCUACGUGGAGUUCACGGGCCGUGACAGCAUCACCUGUCCCACCUGUCAGGGGUCGGGGCGGAUCCCCUCGGGUCAGGUGAACGAGCUGGUGGCGUUGAUUCCCUACAGCGAUCAGAGGCUGCAACCUCAGAGAACGAAGCUGUACAUGGGACUGUCGGUGGUGGUGUGUUUGCUGGUCUGCUCCCUCGUCACCUUCUUCAUGUUCCCCCGGCCGGUGCUGGUGGAGGACGGAGGGAUUCGAUCUGUUCUCAUUCACUUCGACCACACCAACAGCCGAGUCCUCAUCAACAUGACCAGCGGUCUGCACUUUAAUAACGGGAACUUCUUCACGGUGCUGGUGAACAGCGUGAGCAGUCAGAUCCUCUACAUGAAGACGGUGAUCGGGACACAACAGCUGGACAACGUCAUCAGCAUCCAGCCGCUCAGCCAGAUCAAGAUGAAUUUUACAGUCAGUGUGGAGAUCAGUGGUUCUCUCUCCUAUGUGUAUGCUUUCUGCACUAUGGCCAGCAUUAAGGUUCAUAACAUCGUGGUCUUCAUGCAGACCUCAGUGAAAACGUCGUACGUGGUGCGCAGCGCUCAGAACACCCUGGAAGCGUAUCGCUACAUCGACUGCGGCGCCAACUCCUCCGUACGCCACCCGCCCCAGCUGCACGGCACCGACCUGCCCCUCACCGAGCCGGGCGUCUGGGCGUCUGCGCUCGCCCUGUAAAGUCGCUGUUCAAUACAAAUAAACACGAAUAUAAGAACUGCA
Messenger RNA from Trichomycterus rosablanca, 992 nucleotides. Its product is annotated as transmembrane protein 106C-like. NCBI's taxonomy places the organism in Eukaryota, Metazoa, Chordata, Actinopteri, Siluriformes, Trichomycteridae. The coding region runs from base 99 to 950 and encodes 283 amino acids. The record is from RefSeq and is a predicted model, not a curated record. The transcript has 8 exons.